Molecule: messenger RNA, 1063 nt
Organism: Peromyscus eremicus (cactus mouse)
Lineage: Eukaryota; Metazoa; Chordata; Mammalia; Rodentia; Cricetidae
Gene: Cbr4
Product: carbonyl reductase 4
Exons: 5
Coding region: 64-774 (236 amino acids)
Biological process (GO): fatty acid biosynthetic process
Molecular function (GO): oxidoreductase activity, acting on the CH-OH group of donors, NAD or NADP as acceptor; quinone binding
Source: RefSeq, a predicted model, not a curated record
GUGCCUUUUAUUAGGCGUUCUGACUCCCAUCUGGGAUCCAUCUGGCCGGUCCGGGGGUCCAAGAUGGACAAAGUCUGUGCGGUGUUUGGAGGCUCCCGGGGGAUCGGCAGGGCUGUAGCUCAGCUCAUGGCACAGAAGGGCUACCGUCUGGCGAUCGUCGCCAGAAACCUGCAAGUGGCCCAAGCCACGGCCGGCGAGCUCGGCGGAAACCACUUGGCAUUUAGCUGUGAUGUCGCUAAAGAACAGGAUGUUCAAAGUACAUUUGAAGAGAUGGAGAAGCAUUUAGGUCCAGUAAAUUUCUUGGUAAAUGCAGCUGGUGUUAACAGAGAUGCUCUUUUCGUAAGAACAAGAACCGAAGAUAUGGUGUCUCAGCUUCACACUAACCUCUUGGGCUCCAUGCUGACCUGCAAAGCUGCCAUGAGGACGAUGAUUCAGCAGGGUGGCUCUAUCGUUAAUGUAGGGAGUAUCAUUGGUUUCAAAGGCAACGUGGGCCAGUCGGCAUACAGUGCCAGUAAAGGAGGGCUCAUUGGGUUUUCACGCUCCCUUGCUAAGGAGGUCGCGCGGAAGAAAAUCAGAGUCAAUGUGGUUGCGCCAGGAUUCAUUCACACGGACAUGACAAAGCACUUGAAAGAAGACUAUUUAAAGAAAAACAUCCCUCUUGGGCGCUUUGGAGACGCUCUUGAAGUGGCGCAUGCGGUUGUCUUUCUUUUGGAGUCGCCGUACAUCACAGGACAUGUUCUGAUUGUGGAUGGAGGAUUGCAACUCACCGUCUGAUUAGAGAUGACUCCGUGCUGAUGGCUGGUGACUGGGGUCACGUGCACAUUUUUCUAUUAAUUAGGCUAUCAUAGCUCUAUGGGUGACAUUUGUUACUAAAAAUGGUUCUAUCUUUGUAUGAACAUGUUUCAAAACAACAAUGUGUGACCGGUUGUAAUCUAAAAGGUAUGAAUCCUCUAUCUUUAGAGGCCAUAGCAAUUUUAGCACAUAGACAUUUUGUAAGAGAUAUGCACCAGUAUUUGUAUUUUUGCCUUGAAAAUAGAAAAUUCUGUUGUCUGAUUGUGAUAUA